Molecule: messenger RNA, 1576 nt
Organism: Gadus morhua (Atlantic cod)
Lineage: Eukaryota; Metazoa; Chordata; Actinopteri; Gadiformes; Gadidae
Exons: 1
Coding region: 147-1508 (453 amino acids)
Molecular function (GO): protein binding
Source: RefSeq, a predicted model, not a curated record
ACACACACACACACACAGACACACACACACACACACACACACACACAGACACACACACACACAAACGAAUAAUCUGGUCCCGAGCUAGAAGGUCCAUAACAGCCAUAACUAGGAUCCAGAGCAAUUUGGAGAAAUCGAACGGGCGCAUGGACACUAGGGUCCUCCUGGAAGCCAUGUCCGAGGACAAAUCACACCUGGCCAAAUUCCUCCUCGAUGCGCUGGACGGCAAAAUCGUGGAUACCCGAACGGAAGGCGCGCAGACCCCGCUCGUGCGCUGCGUGCUUCUGAGCGACUGUCGGACGCGGUGUGCGGCCGUGGAACUGCUGCUGCAGCGAGGGGCCGGGGUCAACCACCGGGACCACCGCGGGCGGACGGCGCUGAGCUACGCGAGUGAAAGGGGAUAUUUGGAUGCCCUUAAGAUCCUGGUUCGCUAUAACGCGGACCCCGAAAUCGUUGAUAUGCGGGGGAAUACCGCCCUGAUGUACGCCGUUGUGGCCGGCCAAGUGCAAGUGGUGGAGUUUUUAGUAAGAGCUUUUAAGAGAAUGGGCCUUCAGAUUGAAAUGCGAAACAAAGUCGGAAAUUCUGCGGUGGUAGUUGCGAGGUUUCUCGGCCACACCGAGUGCCUUUUUGCGCUCACCAAUAACGCCAAAUGGGGACGCGAGCACGGAACAAGUGCAGACUCCACGGAGGAGUUUGAGAGACAAGGCGACCGUUCACUCGCGCCCCCGAAAGACCUGGUGUUCUCCGGUGUCCUUACCCCUAAGCCGCCAACCCGGCAGACCAUUACGCACAAGCCCAUUACGCACCAAGUCGGAGAUAAGUUAAGCAAAGUAACGACAACAGACUAUCAAAUGCCUCCAUUACGCGGGAGAAGUGGCGCUCCGGGGCUCUACUCGCCCCGUCCCGGCAAAACAGCGGCGCGUGAACCUUUUGCGCUCUCCAACCCCUGCACGCCUAGCCCCAUCGGCGUCCUGCUGACACCCAUCACAAAUGAGAUGGGGUCGGAACGGGAAAAACACCACGGGUUAGAGUUCGGUGAGCGUGGAUUCGAAGAGAGCUACUACCAGAAGAGGUGUAGUUUGCCCGUUAGUUUUCUCCGUCCCGCGCCUGCGGGUCGCACUUUACUGUCUUUACGCGAAUGCCAAACGAUCGGGAGGCGCACAGCAUCUCCACACGAGGUUGAAGUGUCCGAUUCAGCAGAUUCGCCGACUUCACUCGCGGGAUUCUCGGAGUUCGGCAGCAAACUUUUACGCCGCUUUACCUUCCCAGAGUUAAAAAUGGGUGGUGGUGGUGGUAAAGAGUCAGCAGAGAGCAGCACAGCGUCUGUUGUCCCGCCCACACGAGGUCGCCCGUCAUUGGCUAUAGCUCGGAUCCCGGAGACCUACCCGCAGAUCACGAGGCAGAGCCGGGUCACGGGGCACCCCCAGGUCGGCAGUAAGUCUAGCGUGGGCAGCAUCAGCGCUGUGAGUUGCGAGUUCGACUUUCAUGACGGAACGCCCAGCUCUUAAAGCGAUUUGACCAAACCCCAUCGACCAAUCCCGACCUGGGAUAUGUUAUGUUGAUACAUUAAGGAUUG